AUGCAUUUUAAAGAAUGUAUGACUCCAUCUACGGGUGCUGCUCCCAGCACUUUCUUCUCUGCUGUUCAGUUCGUGAUGUCUGCACAAUGUCUUAUACAAACCAGAGAUUGGCCUGAAGACGCUGAAUUACAGGAUUUCGAAGAGUUUGACUUCAUAAUUGUUGGUGCUGGAACAGCUGGCAGUAUUUUGGCAAACAGACUAACAGAAAUUAAAGAUUGGAAGGUACUUCUUGUAGAAGCUGGAGGGGAUCCUCCCAUCGAAAGUGAUAUACCGGGUUUGACUAAUAGUCUAUACGACUCAAAAUUUGAUUGGAAAUAUACAACAGUAAAUAACGGGUUAACUAGUCAAGCCAAUAAAGGUGGGAAUAUUAAAUGGCCUCGAGGUAAAAUGCUAGGAGGCAGCAGUAGCAUAAACGUAAUGGCUUAUGUCAAAGGCCAUCCUAAAGAUUUUCAAUCUUGGUAUGACGAAGGUAAUAAAGAAUGGCAUCCAGAUAUAGUCAAUAAAUAUUAUCAUAAAGCUGAAAGUUUACAAGAUCAUAUGUUACGGAAAAACCCUGCAAUUCAAAAUGAAUAUGGCCACCACGGUCCUCUUUUUAUAAAUACUUACAAUAUAACCAAUACUACUUUAAUAGACGAAAUACUUACCUCUUUUGAUGAAAUUGGAAUGAAACCAGUAGAAGACCUUAAUACUGUUAACAAUAUGGGUUCUGGUAGAUUGAGAGUGACUGCAACUGAUGGAAAAAGAAUAAGCUCUGCAACAGCAUAUCUUAACCCUGCACGCAAUAGGAAAAAUUUGAAGGUUGCAAAAAAAUCGUAUGUGACUAAAAUUCUUUUCAAUGGAAAAACUGCAACUGGAAUCGAAAUGGAUCGUAAAGGUCACAAAUAUAAAUUGAAGGCAAAACUUGAAGUUAUUAUAAGCGCAGGUACUAUAAACACUCCUCAACUACUAAUGUUGUCUGGUGUAGGACCUAAAAAGCAUCUUGAAGAAAUUAAUAUUCCAACUGUGGUAGACUCACCUAUGGUCGGGCAGAAUUUACACGAUCAUACUAGUAUUCCCACCUUAAUCUUUGCCGAUGAACCAGAAGCGAUGGAUGAAACUACAAAAGAUAUGGAGUCAAUUAAAUACUUAUAUGACCGUAAAGGAUACUUAGCAUAUCAUCCUUACCAAGACUUGACCGCAUUUUAUUCCGCAGACCCCGAUUCAACGUACCCAGAUUUUCAAGCCCUCGUUGUGUUUCAUUAUAAACACGAUGGAAGUAUAAAAAAAUUUGCUUCAGAAUAUGUAAAAUCAGUUGAGAAUUCAGUGUUAAAACUUGGUAAAAAUAGAGCAAUGUUUCAAGUUAGAAUAAGUAUUUUGCAUCCUUAUUCUAGAGGAAACAUAUCAUUAAGUUCAAAUAAUCCAUAUGAUCAUCCUCUGAUAUACUACAACAGCUUUAGUGAUGAUAGAGAUUUAGAUGCAACAGUUACAGCAAUUAAAAUGCUUCUUAAAAUUGUGGAUACGAAAUUCUUCAAAUCCAUUGGUGCAACAACGGGCCGGCUUAAGCUGCGUGCUUGUGACGGUUAUGAAUUCAACAGUGAUGCAUAUUUCAGAUGCAUUGCUGUAAACAUGGCUAGUACUAUUUACCAUCCUGUGUCCACUGCAAAAAUGGGCCGUGAUAUUAGUAGUUCAGUGGUUAGCAGUAGGUUGAAGGUCCAUGGCAUAGACCACCUUCGUGUUAUUGAUGCCAGCGUAAUGCCUUCUAUCACAAGUGGAAAUAUUAAUGCACCCACCGUCAUGAUUGCUGAGAGAGCAGCCGAUUUAAUAAAAGAGGAUUAUAAUAAACUUAGAUAA
This is a messenger RNA of Spodoptera littoralis (African cotton leafworm), 1830 nucleotides long. The record is from the annotation of a GenBank genome assembly. Lineage: Eukaryota; Metazoa; Arthropoda; Insecta; Lepidoptera; Noctuidae.